ACAUUCGGUGCCGUCCAAACCGUAGGAGAUACUAUCACCCCAUUCGUUCCCUUAUUCAGCAUGGUUACUAACAUAUCUGAAAAAAUGUUAUCAAUCCAUAAAAAUGCGGAAUGUAAUGAAAAAAUAUGCAUGGCUCUAUUAGAUCGUGUUGAAAUUGCACAAACAGCUGUUAAAUCAUUACAACGAAAAUAUCAGGCAUAUGAAGAAUAUUUUAGAAACCAAGACUAUUAUAAUACUUGGGUUAAGUUUGUUAAUGUUUUGGAUAAUAUUAGGAAAUUUGCUGAAGAAGUUACGCAAUUGUCAUGUUUGCAAAGGGUUUUAAAUCCAAAUACUGUUAAAUAUGCAUUUGAAAAGAAUAUUAAAGAAUUUGAAGAAGUUUGUAGCGAUUUAAGUUUCACCAUUGCUUUAUAUAAUCCUAAACAAAGAGAAAUGGAGCAAAAAGAUGUUGCAAAAGAUCUUGAGAUUAUGAAAAGG
Racocetra persica is the source of this 474-nucleotide messenger RNA. Lineage: Eukaryota; Fungi; Glomeromycota; Glomeromycetes; Diversisporales; Gigasporaceae. The record is from the annotation of a GenBank genome assembly.